Molecule: messenger RNA, 1935 nt
Organism: Marchantia polymorpha subsp. ruderalis
Lineage: Eukaryota; Viridiplantae; Streptophyta; Marchantiopsida; Marchantiales; Marchantiaceae
Source: the annotation of a GenBank genome assembly
AAAUGUUGGCCCCAGCAAUCGCCGGUGCGAGUUAAAAUAACGGGUUCGCAUUUCUUGGUUUGUUCCCAUGGAGCGGGAUUUUCUGGAGACUGAGCAUUGAUGCUGCAGCGAUUUGGCAGUGGGGAACGUAUGCUCCGCGCGCUUUGUAGGGCAGGGAGCACACGAGGCUGGACGAGAGGGAAGACGCAAAUGGGGCCUGCUUUGUCGAUGCCCUGCAGCGAGGUUCUUGGAGAAGGCGAUUUUCGCAACCGAUAGAAGAUUUGUCGCACACCGCGGUCGUCGAACUCGAGCUCGAGCUGUCGCGUGUCGUCAGCGAUGGAAGCAAUUCGAGAGUGGUCACGUAGUUUCAAUCAGCGGCAGGUGGUCACAUCGUUCUCCGUAUUCGCGUGUGCGGUGGGCAGAGGGCAUAAGGUUUUUGGUGUGAGCACCGACUGAGUGCUGAAGGUUUUGCUCGUUAUCGCAAAGUCGAUGGCAAUGACGGAAAUGGCUCUCUCAACGCAACAACAGACAGCGAAGCCCAAAGUGAAGGAGAAGAAGCCCAGUUCUGCCCAUUCGCAUUCUUCAGGGACGAGCGCGAAGGGCAGGAACGUGGUCGAUCGCAGACCUAGUCAGCUUGAAGUGGACAUGGCGCGGCAAGAUCUCGCUAAAAUUGCGCAGCCAGAUACUCAACGUCCAUUCUCUUCGCUUGCAGAUGCUUGCGACAGGCUUCUGCCUUAUCAUAUCUUGGCGGAAUAUGAUGUGGAGGAAUGCGAGGAGAAAGAAGGGAUGGAGCUUCUUUCUAGGUCUAGGGCAUGGGAAGAGUCUCUGAGAACUCAAACCCUAGAGUUCAUGGCUACACUGGAGAAGCAGGUGGUCACAUACAACACCAUCAUCAAGAAAAGGAGUGAAGGGUCGAUGAGGGGUGAAGAGCGAAUGAUGGUCGAGCAAUCAUUCCUCUCGGACGAGAAACAGAAGUUGAUGAAUGUAAGGGCUCAAAUUGAAGCCAAAGAUAAAGCCGAGAAGGAGGCAGCAGAAGCUAAGGCCAAGGAAGCUGCAGUUUUGGCUGAGCGAGCCCGAGCUGAGGAGCAAGCACGGGCUGAAGCACAAGCGCAGGCCGAAGCAGCACGUUUCGAAGCCGAGUCGAAGGCUGAAGCCCUUCGUGCAGGAGCAGAUACAUUGCCUAAAGUAGAGAACCAAGUCAAACCCGACACCAGCACAAGUGCUGCCCAAUCCUCUGGAGCUGUAAAUGUUCUGGGAAAGUCAGGAACGUUCAACGACGGAAGCUGGCCCAGAGUAGAGAAUGAGGAUGAAGACUUGGAGGAGGAAGAUGAUGAAGAUGGUGAGGAUUUAGAAGGGGUAUGGGACGAAGAGGGCGACGUGGACGAGGAGGAUGACGAUGAAGAUGACAGUGAUUCAUUAGAGACGUAAAUUGUUGUUCCAGGCUGCCUCCACGAGGGGCAGAUGUAUAUGUGCACCGGUCCAUUCACCGCCCUGGAGUUGAGUUUGAGACAAUAACCCUCACGAUCUAUGCAUCAAGUGGCACCUGUGGAUCUGCCAGGGGGAUCAUUUCGCUAGACUGCAUUUCAACGAAUGUGCAUACUGUACUUUUGAUUCGGCAAGUAGUCUUUGAUGAGUGUUCAAUACUCAAUAUCUGGAUUCUGGAAUCAAGCUAUACAGCGGGGGCGAUACAUCCUUAAAAACUUCAUAGUCUCAUGGACUCCUGGCUCGUCCACAUGAAUUAGGCUAGCCCAGGGCAUGCACAGAAGACAGAAGUCUCCAGGGCUCCUAUUUGUAAGGACUGACGCAGAGGCUCAGGAAUUUUAUACUGAAGACAGAAGUCUCCAGGGCUCCUAUUUGUAAGGACUGACGCAGAGGCUCAGGAAUUUUAUACUGAAGGCUUUUGCUGUACCACUUUCACUUUGUUCUCGUCAUAAAGUUAUCAAAGGUUGCUUUCCU